Amphiprion ocellaris (clown anemonefish) is the source of this 9026-nucleotide messenger RNA. It is a transcript of the gene bend5, whose product is annotated as BEN domain containing 5. The coding region runs from base 1647 to 2990 and encodes 447 amino acids. Gene Ontology annotation, biological process: negative regulation of DNA-templated transcription. The record is from RefSeq and is a predicted model, not a curated record. The transcript has 6 exons. Lineage: Eukaryota; Metazoa; Chordata; Actinopteri; Pomacentridae. Gene Ontology annotation, molecular function: DNA binding.
UUCUGACAGUCAUUUUCAUCGCUUUGUGCGUUUGUUUUUUAAACUCUCUUGUAUACAUCUAACUGACUCAGGGAACGGUCAUACAGCACAGUGAACAAACAUCAUGGAGAAGCUGGCAUUUGAAACGGGCCCAAUCAUAACUAACUAAAUGCCUGAAACUAUGAAACGAAAUAUCAGAGAAGAAAAAAAAGGCUCUGCAUCAGUUACUUUUCAAUUACAGCAGCCGAAGCAGAACGAAAUUGUUAGUGUCAUUUAUCGACUGUGGUGCCCUCCAUUAGAGUAACAACUGAGAGAAAUCCAUCCUGUUGUAGAACCACCUGGCUGUCUUACAAUAACAAAGAGUUCAUUUCUGUCAGCUGCUCUUAAGUGUUCCUGGUUUGAGACAAGGAACAGACGAGAAGAACACCAGGAAACACAUGAAAGCACGCUGACACCAAUGAAAUCUAACCAGGCAGGUAAUCAUCUUGGUGGGUUUUCUCAUUGUAGUUCCCUAAAAAGAAAAUUCCCUCCUUAAGUCUGCACUGUUUUCCAUUAAUCUGACCUCAACUGAACAUGACGGCUUCACGUCUGAAUGCGCACCCUGCUCAUUUUUCCGUGAAAAUCACGACGGGGCUGGACUGAAUAACAUUUCACAUUUAAUGUGAAACAACUCUGAGCUGCACCCAUUUGCUUUAACAAAUAGCGUGACUUUUUCCACAUUUCAGCUCCAAUAUUGGUCGAAAAACAUCCCAGAGUGCACAAAAAGCACAUUGUGCUGCCAAAAUCACAACACACCUUUCUCAUUCUCAUUGCUCUGCGAUUUCACAUCAAUUACACAUUGAAGUAUCCUUAAUAAUAAAACUUGACUGCAAUAAAAACAGACACUAACGGCUUAGAUUAAUAAUAAUAAAUGACUGCACUCUGGAGUUUUAUUUCACAAGACGGAUGUGAAGUUGAAUUUGUUGCUUCCGACUGUUUGUAGGAGUCUUUCCUCUGAGUUUAGUAAAUACCUGCAUUGUCAAACAGCAGCAGAAUCCAUCUGAGAAGUGAAAAAGUUGCGUGAAUUUACGCGAAUGGAACAACAGAACAACACUGCAGGUAACUACCUUUAUUAAAUACUUUUAUUUAUAAAUUAUCCCCAAUGUGGAGACAGGAUUGAUGAGGAUUUAACAGCAUGUCACGUUGUAAACUUUCUUUGAUGUCAGACAGGUUUGUCAGCUACAGUUAAAUCAUGUGUCACAUAGCAGGUUGUGCUGAGUUUUUGAGGAUUUUUAAAAAUUAUUUUAUUUGUAUAUAGUGUGCCAUUUUCUUCUUUUUUUUUAAUCUAUAGCUGGGAGUCACCAAUCGUAAUUUCGCUGUAUGGAAACACAAUGACAAUAAAGAUUCUUGAGAAUAAUGCUUAAAAACGUUCAAAUUUAAUACAUUAAUAUUUAUUUUGUGCCUCCACCGAUUUAAAACCGGCUCUUGAACACCUUUGCAUCCUGCAGCAAAGUUCAUGUCAUGUCUAUUACUCAUGCCUUGAUGAUCUGCCGUGGUGAUGUGGACCAGGCAUGAGUAGCCGAGCGCAGACACCAUCCCCAACCCCUCUAUGUGUAUAUUUUUUUAAUACUUUGUGAGGAAAAAACUGUCAACCAUAUCCAAAGUGCAGGACCAAAGAGAAGUAAAUAAUGUAUGCUUUUGUUAGAUUCUUUGAAGACGAUAUGUGCUACGCGUUGCCCGUUUCCAAUGUGGCAGACUUCAGACCUCUGCACAGGACAGAUUUUGAUAAUCAGAAGGUGUAUCUGGUCCACAGAGCUGGAGAGAAUGGCAGCGCAGGCCAGCCGUGCGACGCACAGAUCCUUGCCCUUGCAGAUACAGUAGAAGAAUUUGAAGACAGUAUAACGCAAAAGAAGAUGAAAAUUCCCAAGAUGACCACGAAGAAUUCAGGAAACUCUAUUGAGAACAGUUUUGGAGAAGAGAGAAUGCCACUCAGACAUAAAAAGGCCCUGUCUCAUGACCACGGACGCCCACUUUCCAACUCCUCCAAGAGCCUGGCAGCGGUAGUGGCUCGCCUGGAGAGAAAUGCAGCCAACUCCUGUAUGGAGGGCGAAGAGGACCUGGACGAGGACCGGUUGGCCGAGGAGGGAGAGGAUGCGGAUGAUGAAGAUGAAGACAUGGAGGCAGAGCAUCAGCAACAUCAUCACCAGCAGCACUUGGAGGUGGACUCGGAUUGCGUGUCCGAGGUGGCCGCCGCCGUAGUUCCCAGAGUCCUGUACGAGGAGCUGGUUCACAGCUACAGGCAACAGGAGGAGGAGAUGAGGAGGCUGCAGCAGGAGCUGGAGAGAACCCGCAGGCAGCUGGUGCAGCAGGCCAAAAAGCUGAAGGAAUAUGGCAGCUUGCUGACAGAAGUCAAAGAACUGAGGGACUUCAACAGGAGGCUGCAGGAUGUUCUUCUCAUGAGACUGGGCAGUGAGCCUAUGCAUGACAAUGGCACUCAGACAAUCAAGGCUGAAGUGGUUGAACCUAUUGUUGAGGCCCAGGAGACAUGCAGAGAAGAAGCCAACACCAGUUCCAGCUACUCACCCUCACCCAGAACAGUGUACACCUGCAACGACGGGAAGGUACACCUUGGUGGCGGGAUCUGGGUGGAGGAGGAGAAGUGGCACCAGCUACAGCGGACCCAGGGAGACUCCAAGUUCACAAAGAACUUAGCUGUGAUGAUCUGGGGCACAGAAACCCUCAAAAACCGGAGUGUCACCGGAGUGGCCACCAAAAAAAAGAAAGAUGCCCUGCCCAAACCUCCGCUGUCGCCCAGCAAGCUCAAAAUUGUCAGAGAGUGUCUCUACGACAGAGUGUCUCAAGAGACAGCCGACAGUGCAGAGAUUACGCAGAGAUUGUCCAAAGUGAACAAAUACAUUUGUGAAAAGAUAAUGGACAUCAACAAGUCCAUCAAGAACGAGGAGCGGCGGGAGUCCAAGCUGCUCAUCAGACAGACAGUCAAGAUGGAGAACUUCACCUACGAUGGCAUAUAAGGAUCAACCGUCACGCCAGCGCCUUCUGCCCCUGCGUGGUCAGCAGGACACUGAGGGGACUCCAUGUGGGCGUUUGGGGGAAGCUGUCACCAUUUCAGAAGCGCUUAUAUUUCUUACACAUCGGAUUUGGUUCUUAAAACAAACCGGCCCCUUCCCUCCUCCCUGUAGAGCCACGUCUCUCCCACUUUGCUAAUUGGCUCUCAGACAGCUUUACCCACCAGUUAGAAAUGUAAACACAUGUGAAUUAGUCUGAUAUGAGCUGGUGUGAUUGUUUUUAUAAGCUUUACAGUGGCAUUGGUACAGAGAUACGGUUCGUUGAGGUGUGUGCAUAUGUGUCAAAAGAUGAGAAAUUAGAUAUGAUUGUUAAAUUAAUUUAUUGUUCUGUGUCAGAACAUAAUUUUGGGUCCUUGAACUUUUAAAAAGUUUUGGAGAAAAAAAAAGUUCCCUAGGUGACGUUUUGAAGAUACUAGCUCGCAUUAGAUCUUAGUGAACGGUUGACUGUUUCACCCGACGGCUGCUGGGGAUCUGAGUGUUUGCUGUUGGUACUUAUUGCAUAGAAUGGGACGCGAGGGUCUCAAAUGCACAAGUCUUAAUUAGUAACAGCCAUAUUUAAUUUUGCAGCAGAGAUUCUGUUGCUCCAAGAGAUUAAUUAUGAGUGUGUGCGCCCCCUUAAUGUAGGUUAAUCACAACACCUCACUUUAUUAAAAAGAGGGCUUAUAGAGAUUUAAUGGGCAGAAUGACUCUAAUGUUGAGUCCACAGAGUGCUAUAUUUGUUUUUUUUUAUGUUGACCUAUGAGUUUCGAAUGUUUGCCAUCACUGAGAGAGCACAAGAAAGGUUUUGAUGGGAUAUUCGUGUGUUACUCUUAAUCAUACAUGUCACUUUCGGAAAACUUGACUGUUGGGUUGUAGUGGUACGGGCACACUGAUGCCUAGAAAGGCCUUAAAUGGAUUUGGCAAUCACCAGGGACUGGUACGCUCCUGGGUUUUCUAGUAAGCUGUGAUUGUAAAUAUAUAGCAAGCUGAAGUGAUGAAGCUUCACCUGCACUUUGCUGUGAGAAUGUAAGAGGUGGCCAGGUACUAUUUUCUGUGUGGUUCACACCAUUAAGUUGAGCUGAGCCGGACUACUGCCGUGAUGAAAAUCAGUGCACAGCUCUGUACGGUCCAGGUCAUCUUCUUGUGGGAGCAGUGUUAGCUGUGGGUAAAGCUGUCUGGAACACUAUUUUGCUGUUGAAGCUGUCUGGCCCUGCUGAACCCCAUAAUAACCCCUCCUUGUUUAAAGCCACACCGCUGGGGAACAAAGUAAGGUUGCUCCAGUGACAAUUUCCUCUGAGCUAUGCCAUCAGAACUUUUAAAAUGUCCUGUUUUUCUUGUAUGUUUUUCAUGUUUUUUAUUUUCUUUCCUCUCCUGUUGUUUUAUUGUUUUGACCCAAAAUGGUUUGUGUGGCUGUCUGCAGGCUGGAACUAAAUGCUGCAGAUUGAAAUCUCGACUGUGACCUAGCUGUGGCUAACUGUGAAUCUGCUGCAGAGCUGCCCAUCAAGCCUUUCUCCUCUUCUCACUCUUAGAUUCUCGUUUGUCCGUCGGUUUCUUUCCGUCUCUCAUUUUCUUUGUCUGUCUUGUUUUUUCUUGUUGUUUCAAAAAAAGUUCAGAUCAGCCUUUUCUUAAGCUACUUCAUGUUUUUGGAGAUAUUUUAGUGUACAUAAAUCACAUCUUUUUAUUUUUCCACCAAACAUGGAUAUUUGAAUUUGUAGUCAUGUUACAGUUUAUUGGUUCCGGUUUAAGUUUAGCUAAUUGAUGUUGUAAUUUCAUGUUACCUGUCAAUUUCAUGUUUCUUUUUACGUUUAUAUAUAUAUAUAUAUAGAUACUAUUUUUUUCAUAUGAAUUGUUGGCUUUAAGCUUGAUGUUGUAUCCAAAUGUAGAUCAGUGGAGUCUACAGUUGAAAAAAAUAUCCCCCCGCUUAGCCAAAGUGAUCUCUGUGGAAGGAGAGAGACGAGGCUUUCCUUGCAUCUGAUUUUUGACAGAACCCAUACAUUACAUUCACAACAUGUGAUAUUUAAGAAACCUCACUUUAGGAUCUGCGUACGGAUCUGCCAUAGUAAGAUGAAAACCUGUAUUGUUAAACCGUUGCGCUCGAACAGUUGAGAUGCAGUAGUUAGAUCAACACAAAUCAUUUACAUUGAAUGCACUUUAAACUUCUGGGCAAUUUCUUCAAACUUAAAGAAAUGUAUUUGUGGUAUUUGUCCUUUUUUUAAAAAUAUGUUUAUAGAUUAAGGCUUAACAAUCAUUGUAUUAUCAUGAAGCACCUUAGAACAUUUUGGUUUAUUGUUUGUUACGGCUAGAAUGAGUUCUGGGAUUUAGUUUUGUUUUGUUGGUCAGAUGAGCCCCUGACAUGCCAAUGCUCCUCGACAAGCUUGAUAGAUUUAAUGAGAAGUUUAAGAAGAAUUAUUCGGGGUGUUAAGAAAACAUUUUUCCAUAAGUUAAAUUAUGUUAAAACUGGAAUCUCAAACUCCACUACAGCCUCCUGAACAAUAGAUGGCUUAUUUGGCGAAUUGACAAGCAACAAACAACUCUUCUGUGCAAAACAGGAUUCACCAAUUUAAAGACUUUUAACCAAUGAAAUGUGCAAGCUGACUGGAAUAUGUGCUUUAACUUAAUGUGUCAAUAUGCUGGUUAUGUAUAAAUAUGACUUAUAUAGGCAUAAAUAAUUGUGUAUAUUUACAAAUGAGUGGUAACUGUAAGCCAAAGUAUUGAAUGCUGAGAUCAAGCUAAAGAAGGGGGAUGCUGACUGAGGAAUCAGCAGGGUUUGCACAAAAAAUGGCCCAUGCCACGGUAUCGGAGCUUAGUGAAUCUUAAGUCACCUUAACGGUGACAUGUUAUUGAUAUGUAUGUAUAUUUUUUUUUUUUUUGGGAGGGUGGGCUCCUUUUCAAACAAUUCCUUUUUUUCAGCGUCCUUUACUUUUUUGUUUGUUUUAUUUUUCCCUGUACAAAGCAACAUGUGAGGUUUACGUGCGCUAGGGUGUAUUUGACAAUUCAUGCAAUUUUUAAAAGAAAAGAUUUCUGCUGUGCAAAGCAACCUUGCUGAAAAUUCUGACACAGUUUGUCGUGUGUUGUGUUUGUGUUUGUUGUUUGAUGCCAAAAGGGGGUGUGGUUAAAAUGAUGCUUAAAGAAAGAGCAUUUUUAUAGAGCUAUUACAUCCUGUAAAGCAUGUUUGUUUUUUUUUUUUCACAAGGCUGGUUUUCCUGGAGUGCGGUUUAGCCUAAUCCUUUAACCACCUUCUGUGGAUGAAAGCUGUAUGGAAGUACUGUAUGUUUUUAACCCAGAUUCGGUUUAAUCUGUGAUGGCGAGGACGAUCUCUAUCAACUGUACGGAGUCACUUGCAGAGAGGUGGUUUGGGUUUUAGCAGCAUAUUAGUAACGUACACCAUCACAUACCCAGUGCAGAGCCAUUAAUGGACUCUGCAACACCACCAGACCUUCCAGUGCUCUCACUUUCACACUUAAGUAGCGAUAGGCAGGAAACACAACCUCGCUGGCUCUGUGAUCCUCUUCUGUGCCACCUCUAGUUCCUUACUCUUGACAUUUAGACGGACUAGAUUUAAGAAAUGCACACGUAUCGAGAUAAUAGCGAAUCUUUUUCCUCCGCGUUUCGGCGUUUUUGGCUUAUGUUGUGAACACCCUGUCAAAGCUUCAGGAGCUUUAUGUUGCUUUCUGACAGUUUGAUUGGGGAUAGAGGAAAAAAAACAUCCAUUUUUAACUUCACUCUGUGCAACAAGAUAAGUGGCUCCAUGUCGCAGUUCUCAGAAGUUACACAUACACAAAACACAUUACCGUUAGAGCCUCAGAUACAAUGUCAAACUUACUUCAAGAUCAGAAAAACGGGAGGAACACAUUGUUAGGCCUAUAUUUUUAUUAAAGGUAUCAGUAACUUUGUAUACAAUCCACAAACCGGUUCUACUUCAUCUAACUUCACCGUCCUACCUCAUUGUUACUCUGGUGUUUGUCAGUGACUGUAAACUUAUGUGUGUAUAUUAAAAAAAAAAAAUCUAUAAGAAAAAGGUAUACCUGAUUACUCUCAACAUGUACAGCAUAUAAAACUUGUAAAACACCUCAGUACACAAAUAUCAUUCUUAGGAGAAAUCAGUUUUAUUACCUGCUUAAAGAUGCUGCUGUAAAGGGGUGUCUGUGUGAGGGGUCGUCUGAAUAUAUAUCUUCGCUCUUUGCUAUGUUGUGCAGUUGAUCAGUGGUUGUGUUCUGUCUCUGUAUUGCAUUCUGAGAUUUUUACUGGUUGACGGUGCUACCAGCAAACAGUUCAAAAACUGAUCUAUCGGACCUCAAAUGGUGCUGUUUUUCUAUGUUUUUAUCGUCAUACAGCUAUGUUUUAUUCAGGUGUGUCAACCGCCACUAUCCCCUCAGCUAAUCAAAUUCUAAGCCAAAAUAUCUCGCAAAACCGAUAACUCUGCUAUUACUAUAUCGACUUAUAUGCUAUCCAUCCAAAUAUUGUAGAUAGUGAUUAUAUCCUCAGCUGUGAGUUUCAGAAGUACCUCAGAAGUUGCUGAUUUUAAAUGGAUGCAUCUGUUGUCUAUCAACUUACAUUGUUGCAGUUGUAUUUUCAGAAAUAUGCAUUUUUACUGGUUAGAUCAGGUUACGCUAUAGAUAGUACAUGAGUAUUAGCUCACACUCAGUUAAAUUCAAAGGAUACCACUGUUCACUGGUUUGCAUGCCAGACUGUCAUAUAGGAAAUCUCACGUGGACUCGGCAGUGUGUUGCCGCAGGAGAAGAGGUCCUCUGCAAAGCCAUGUUCUGUUUGAGUCAAAGUCCAGCUUGUUUUCUAGGAGAACGAUUCCAUUGGUAGUCUUAAUUUAGAAGUGAUCCUGGGAAUGUGUAAAUUUAAAAAGAAAAAAAGAAACAUGAAGUUGAGAUCACUAAGUGCAUCCAUGAAGCCGUCUUUGUGGAGUUUCCUGCAUGUUAGUUGGUACAAUCAAUUCGAUCUCGUUGCUACUUUAAUCUGUGAUUCCCAGUCGUAUCGCUUUGUCCCUCAAUGUCAUUUAAAUGAUGUAAUUUUCAGUGUUAAAAUGAUGAAUUUAGUGUAGCAAUUUGUUCAAUGAUUGACUUACUGUGAGUUUGGCUUAAGUGUACUAAAAGUGCAUUAUAUUUUCUUUCACACUGUUCACAAACACCAAUGGCAUAUUUUUUGCGCCAAAGUGUUUGAAGUAUGUUUUUUUUUUUUUUUUUCUGUUUUUGAAGAGGUGGGUUGGGCUACCUUUUAGUAUGUAUGUACUUUUUUUUUUUUUUUUUUUUAAAUUAAAUCCAACCAUGUUUUUGAACAUGAAUUGUGCUGGCGCCUCUCUACUGUGAGUAGUGUGUGUUUGAAAUACACAGCGGUUGGUUUUAUUCAAGCACUUAAGCCAUUCGUUGGACUGUUUUUAUAAUGGUUCAAUUGUCAACUUUGCUCUGGUCCAGGGAAUUGACCCAGGGAGCUUUGUGUGUAAUUGAAUUCCUAUGCAGGUGUUGAGUUACUAACCUGGUACCACAUCACUGUUGGGUGGAGGACCAACUACAGAGAUAGAUAACUGGAGAGAGUUGAAUGUGUCUGCAUAGCGGGACAAACGGCGACAUGACAAAUCCAUACAGAACUACGCUUUCACACUCGAGUUGAAUUAAACUGAGCUAAACAGGGCUGCUUGGGUAUCUACCUGUCUGUACUAGUUAUAAAUGCAUUGCAGUGAUCAUUAGGGAAAGACAGGGUUAUUACUGUAUGGAUUAUUUCCAGUUGGUAUGAUAAUGUGAAAAGAUUUUCAAGACUAUUGCAGUAAACACUCCCUCACCCUACCUUCGCCUCCCAGAGGCAACCCUACAUUUACAGAAAAUGUUCUAAGUAUAUGCGAUAGAGAGUGUACAUGUCUUUGCUAAACCGGCCACACCUCUGCUAUGCGAGCAACUCUUUGACGCUUAGCAUCCUGUUCUGUGUUUUCUCUUGCUGCAUUCAGGAACACCUGUUUAAUGUAUAGAUAAACAGAAAUAAAUCGAGACUUUUAUUCUA